AUGGAGGACCUGAUCAUGACUUAUGAAGACGAGGAUGGGAGUGUUCAAUUGCUACCUGGGUACAUGUUUGAUCCUACUGAUGAGAUUCGUGUGGAUUUUUACUUGAAGAGGAGGGUGGAAAUUUACAAUAAGAUGGUGUUUUGGAUUUCAUUUGUGUUUGCAGAUGGGAAGAUUUUCAAUGAACGCAAGUGCUUCUUCUACAACACUAUGGGACGUGAUCUUGAGAACAUUGACAUAAGAGUUGCUGGGAGUGGCCAGUGGAGAGUAAUGAAAAAAGGAGAAGAUGUGUCUAUCCCUCAAAACAAUCAAGUGAUUGGGAGGAGGAACACCCUGAAUUUUUGGGAAAUGCAAGGAGCAUGUGCUAGGAGGACCAGAUGGGAGAUGCAUGAGUUGUGUCUUACGUCAAUUGCUAACCAAUCUAAGCUGGCAAACUGGGCUAUUUACUGCAUCUUUAAAAAUAAGGAUGCAAAGAAGGCGAAUAAUGCACGAGGUUGUAAUGGCGAAAGCUCUAAUACUAGUAGCGUUGAAGUCAUUGAUUUUAAUGUUGAGAGUGACAGUUUUAAGAACCUUCCCCAAUGA
This is a messenger RNA of Lotus japonicus, 579 nucleotides long. Its product is annotated as NAC domain-containing protein 83-like. The transcript has 3 exons. Gene Ontology annotation, biological process: regulation of DNA-templated transcription. The record is from RefSeq and is a predicted model, not a curated record. Lineage: Eukaryota; Viridiplantae; Streptophyta; Magnoliopsida; Fabales; Fabaceae. The coding region runs from base 1 to 579 and encodes 192 amino acids. Gene Ontology annotation, molecular function: DNA binding.